AUGCAAAAUGCAUCGUCAGCUCUGAAAGAGGAGAACCGAUUGUUGUUAUCACGGAUAUUCCGUAAUGAAGACAAUAACAACAUAAACAACGAUAACAUACAAGCGCGGUCAACCUCUAACAACGGUUAUUACGUCAUGCCAAACUUUAAUAAUUCGAUUAAUAUUUUUUCUGGUCGUGAAUCCAAUACGGAUGCGAGAGCAUGGUUGAAAUCAGCCGAAGGUGUAGCAAAAUUACAUAAUUGGCCAGACAGUUUUAAAUUAGAAAUAGUACGUACUAAAUUGAAUGGUCCGGCCAAAAAUUGGUACGUUGGUCGUACAUUUUCAAGUUGGGGAAGUUUUGUUGACCAGUUUAAUAAUACAUUUGUGGGAAACGAGUCGUGCACAGUUGAUCGCAUAAGAAUUAUGUCAAACCGCGUUCAAGCCAAGGGCGAGUGCGUCAUAGAAUAUUUUCACCACAAAGCGUUCCUCUGCCGUGAAAUUUCGUUACCAUUUAACGAGACUAAACAACUGAUAGUUAAAGGUGUUUAUUCUCACGAUUUAUGUAACUAUUUGAUAGCGGGCACACAUUUAAGUGAGGACGAAUUAUUAGCUGAUAUAAAUUCUUUAAAUAAUCUGAGAAAUGCCAGGAAAAGUCGAAUUCGAUCGACCGAGCCUGUAAAGACAACUCAAAGUCAUACCGGCAAUCGAAAAGCCAGUUCUGACAAUCGCGAUAAAGAUCGAAAUACGGUACAACGAUCCACUGUUGAUUCAAGAAGUAAGCCAACAAGGGAUAUGUCCAAUGUCACAGCUAUAGCUGUGGAAAAAUCGGGCAUCUGGCGUCUUCGUGUCCAACGAGAACCUGUCAUAGCUGUCAAUCAACGGGUCAUUCAGCGCGGUACUGUCCAGGUCGCCAAGGUGAGCGUCAAGACAACAACAGUGGUGAGCAUGUCUCUGUUUUAG
This is a messenger RNA of Macrosiphum euphorbiae (potato aphid), 939 nucleotides long. Lineage: Eukaryota; Metazoa; Arthropoda; Insecta; Hemiptera; Aphididae. The record is from the annotation of a GenBank genome assembly.